Messenger RNA from Jaculus jaculus (lesser Egyptian jerboa), 2800 nucleotides. RefSeq names its product sideroflexin 3 (gene Sfxn3). The record is from RefSeq and is a predicted model, not a curated record. Gene Ontology annotation, cellular component: mitochondrial inner membrane. The transcript has 11 exons. Gene Ontology annotation, biological process: monoatomic ion transport; serine import into mitochondrion. Lineage: Eukaryota; Metazoa; Chordata; Mammalia; Rodentia; Dipodidae. Gene Ontology annotation, molecular function: monoatomic ion transmembrane transporter activity. Bases 474 to 1442 code for a protein of 322 amino acids.
CUGCCUCCCAAGUGCCGGGAUUAAAGGCGUGCGCCACCACCUCCGUCUAGAACGGCGUCUUGUCCGGGCCACGCUGGCUCAUGGGACUGCCACCCCUCUGUGAUCCCUCCUGUGAGGUCUCUGGAGAGAAUGUCACUGACGUGAGCCUGCGAUGAGCAAGGAGCGCAGGCUGGCUUUGGCGUGCUGUGUGUGGUGACUGGGUGAGAUGGCCAAAACGGAUCCCCCACGACGUGAUUGGCUCUGGGAGGCGUAGGGUCUGGUUCCAGCGACCUGGGCUGGGGGCGUCUCUCUCAAAUGACAUCCACGGUCCCAGAGCUCUGCCAGCUCCGUGCUGGGCAAAUAAGCCUGGGGAGCCCCCGCCCCUCCCUGCUGAUCAGCGUCACGCGUGACGUCCCGCUGAUGGCUGGGAGGGCCUCGGCGAGCAGAGAGGAAGGCGGGUAUGCGGGCUGCAGCGGCUGGAAGUCCCGGAAAACAUGGGUGACUUGUCCUUAGACAUCAACAUUCAGGAGCCUCGCUGGGAUCAAAGCACUUUUAUGGGCAGAGCUCGGCACUUCUUCACAGUGACUGAUCCCCGAAAUCUGCUGCUGUCUGGGGCACAGCUGGAAGCUUCCCGGAACAUUGUACAGAAUUACAGGGCUGGUGUGGCAACCCCAGGGCUCACUGAAGACCAGCUAUGGAGAGCCAAGUAUGUGUAUGACUCUGCUUUCCAUCCGGACACGGGGGAGAAGUUGAUCCUCAUUGGCCGCAUGUCAGCCCAGGUGCCCAUGAACAUGACCAUCACCGGCUGCAUGCUCACCUUCUACAGGAAGACCCCGACUGUGGUGUUCUGGCAAUGGGUGAACCAGUCCUUCAAUGCUAUCGUCAACUACUCCAACCGCAGUGGGGAUGCUCCCAUCACUGUGCGGCAGCUGGGAACCGCCUAUGUUAGUGCCACCACUGGGGCUGUGGCCACUGCUUUGGGACUCAAGUCCCUCACUAAGCACCUACCUCCCUUGGUGGGCAGAUUUGUGCCUUUUGCAGCUGUGGCUGCUGCCAACUGCAUCAAUAUCCCCUUGAUGAGGCAGAGCCAUCCCCCCUGUGAUCAUGGACACUCUGGAGAAGAAAGACUUCCUGAAGCGCCGUCCCUGGCUGGGGGCACCCCUGCAGGUGGGACUGGUGGGCUUCUGCCUGGUGUUUGCCACGCCCCUGUGCUGCGCCCUGUUCCCCCAGAGGAGCUCCAUACAUGUGACCAGGCUGGAGCCGGAGCUGAGAGCUCAGAUCCAAGAGCAAAAUCCCAGCGUCGAGGUGGUUUACUACAACAAGGGGCUUUGAGGGGGAGGGAGGCCAAACUCUGUCCCCUUCCUCACCUCUUUGGGCUGCUGUUUUGCUAUCUUUGUCCAUCUGUCUGGUACUGGGCAGGGAGCUUGGCCGGGCAGCAGCCAUUGAGACCAGCAACCCGUUAGGCUGGGGCAGGUGCUCCUACAAGCCUUUUCUUUCCUCUCUGGUUUCAAAGAGCACAGUCACAUAACUCCUCCCUCUCAUGCUUGUGCAUUUACGUACAUACAUGUGCUUAUACAUUUGAUCCUGGACGCUAAGAGCAGACAUGCUGUUCCAGAAUGUGCUGGUAUCUAGCUUCCCUCCUCAGCCUCCUGCCCACCUAGCAGAAACCCUGGUGACAGGUGGGAUUUCCUUCCUUACUAUUCCUCCUGCCAAGUCAUUUGUGACUGUACCCUGCCCCUCUGGACAUAGGAGGAGCCCCAGGAUCUCAGGAGAGACUGAGGGACACUAGCAAGCCAAAGUGGGUUGAAUCCUUCAGGUUUCUGAUACUUGGCUCCCAAAGCUGGCUCAGGACCUAGGCUGGCAAAGGAAGCCCAGUUAGGAUCAGGGAGGCAGGAGGAUUAUGCUGCCAACACCCCACUCUCUGGAAUGGCUACAUUUUCCUCUCUUCUCAACUAGAACAAACAAGUACCAGGAGCCUGUACCACUCCUGUCUUAUGCCCCGCCCCCUCCACACACACUUUAGGGACAAUCUUUGGAGUUCUUAGGUUGCUGUCAUAUCAUGAUCUCAGACAGAGAUCUCACAAUCCCAGUUCCCACCCCAAUCUGGAAACCAUGCAGACAGAGCAAGUAUGCCUCUUCAGGAGCUGCUGCCAACCGUACCCACUGGCAGGGGGACCUGUGUGAGAAUGGUGCUUAAACUCCACAGGCUUUGAGUCUACAAUCUUGGGAUAUUUUCUGUUUUGUUUUUGAGGUAGGGUCUCACUCCAGCUCAGGCUGACCUGGAAUUCACUAUGUAGUCUCAGGGUGGCCUCGAACUUACAGUGAUCUUCCUACCUCUGCUUCCCAAGUGCUGGGAUUCAAGGGGUGCACCACCACACCCAGCUGGGUCGGGACUUUUUUUUUUACUCCAUUAACCCUUGUUAGACAUUCACCCCAUUAUCCCUUAGCACACAUACACCCUCACACACUCUUUCUCUCAGAACUCAGUGUUAGCACAUAUGCUAGGCAAGUGCUCUACCACUAACCUACACCACCCCAACAGACCUUCUUGCAUCUUGAGGUUUGUAGCUGACCGCUCUCUACCUGCUUUCUCCAAGGACAGGAAGGGUCCUGGCCUCAACAGCUGGACCAAAUAGAAGAUGAGCUUAGGGUAGGACUGGGUAAUGGUGACUCCAGAGUGUAGUUAGAUCGCAUGCUAACUCCCAUAACCGCUGACUGAGGUGGGUGGGGAAGAUAAAGGCCAUUUCCUGCUCUCCCUAGUCCCCACCUGUGGUAACAGCCAUUAUUCCAUGGUGUCAAUAAACUGAAAACUUGUCUACUU